GGUUUAAAAAAUAGCACCGUAACUUGGUGGGCGUUAUCCUCGUAAUGUCUCUGCGUGAGAAAUACAAGGUGUGGCGUGUGAGCGUGUGAACGGGUUGAAAUGCGUGGGUCUCACGCCCAAUGCGUGAGACUUGAGAGCCAUGGAAUGUCCAUGAACAGUGAUGUUUUCUCUUGUGUAAUCAUUCAAUAGAGUCAGAAAACUAGUCCAAAUGCCGUUCAGGAAUGCAGCAGUGAGGCUACGUGAUGGACGCAUGACGCAGCGCGUCUAUUGGCUGUUUAAACUCCAGCGCGUCCGAUUGGCCUGAGACGAACUUUAGGAGUGAUGGAACAGGACGUGAGAAUUUAAUUAAGUCUGAACAGGUCGAGAAUAUACUACGUGAACUGACCCAGGGCCGCUGCAUGGGUGCUUUCACUUGCAUUGCCUAUCCACUGAACCCGUGAAUGAGCACUUUUUACGCCUGGGUUUAUUUACUGGCACGGGAAGCAUGCACCUUGCGCUUCUGCUGACUCUGGGCUUCGGGUUCGCGUUUGCGUGUCAGUUGCCCAGCGAGUGGAGACCACUGAGCGAGAGCUGUCGAGCUGAACUCGCCGAGAUUAUCGUGUACGCCAAGGUGCUGGCCAUCCACGAGGAGCCGUACGCGUCAAGUCUUUACAAUUACCUGCCGUACCAGAAGCACGAGCGCGCGGAGGACGCGCUGCUGUACGCGGCGGAGGUGGAGCUGCUGUGCGACCAGGCGUGGGGCAGCAUGCUGGAGGUGCCCGCGGGCUCGCGCCUCAACCUCACGGGACUCGGGUACUUCAGCUGUCAGUCACACACGGUGAUGGAAAACAACUCCUACAUUUUCUUUCUCAGGAUGGAUGAAAACUACAACAUCCUCCCUCAUGGAGUUAACUUCCAGGAUGCCAUAUUCCCUGACACACUAGAGAACAGACGACUGUUUUCCAGUCUCUUCCAGUUCUCAAACUGCUCUGGUGGACAGACAAUACACAACUUUAAUAGUGAUUGGGAGAGCCAGGAAGACAGCAGGCUGCUGUGUUCCUCCGUGCAGAAGGUGUUGUUUGAGGAGGAGGAGCGGGUGGGACAGCUUGAGGAGCGCGUGGCCGAGCUGGAGAGGAGGAACGACCGGUUAAAAGAGCGAGUGGGGAAACUGAGGCAUUCUCUGAGGAAGGCCCGAAAAGUGUCCCGCCGUGCUGAACGGGAGUACCAGGAGCUGCAAGAGCGCCUGAAGACAGCAGAGAGACACAUUUACUGUAUCUGCUCCAUCCCUGAUCGCGUGCACAACAUGAGCUCUCCUAAGAAAGCGACCACUGAACCUCGUGUCAUCAAAGAGGAGCUGAUAGUGAGUGGAAACUGGGUGAAGCUGGAGAAGACCACAUAUGUGGAUCCCUCUGGAAGCACCAGAACAUGGGAAACAGCUAAGAGGACAACCCGAGUCGCAGACAGCGCUGCCGAUGGUGUAUCAAUCAUAGCCCUCCUGAAGAGGACUCUGCAUAAAGACUGUGUCGUAAUGGUGAAGCAGUUUCGUCCACCCAUGGGAUGCAACACACUGGAGUUUCCUGCAGGUCUGAUAGAUGACAAUGAGAGUGUUGAAACUGCUGCUUUGAGGGAACUAAAGGAGGAAACGGGUUACAAAGGAGAAGUAGUGGGCAUCACCCCAGUCACGUGUUUAGACCCAGGCUUGUCUAACUGCACCACACAGAUGGUGAUUGUGCAUAUCAAUGGAGAUGACAAUGAAAAUAUAAACCCCAGUCAGCAGCUGGGUGAUGGAGAAUUUGUGGAGGUUAUUCAUCUACCUCUGGAUCAAUUUCAGCAAAAAAUUGAUGAGCUGCUGCAGAAAGAGAAAAUAGUGGUGGACUCCAAGGUCUAUAUUUAUGCCAUGGGAAUGUCACAGGCCUUCUUUAAACCCAGAGAGUUGCCUCUGAUGAAGCAGUGAGAUGCACAAAUCUCUCACCUGUAGAACACUAAAGACAGACAAAGUUUUUUGUGCUGUAACACACUGUUGUGUAUGGAAGCCUGUUUCUGCAAUGGGAUAAAAAAUAAAUAAAUAAAUAAAUAAUAAUAAAAGAGUAACUGAGACUUUUUAACCACAACUUAC
This is a messenger RNA of Carassius auratus (goldfish), 2095 nucleotides long. RefSeq names its product coiled-coil domain-containing protein 3. The record is from RefSeq and is a predicted model, not a curated record. The coding region runs from base 485 to 1933 and encodes 482 amino acids. Gene Ontology annotation, biological process: negative regulation of gene expression. Gene Ontology annotation, cellular component: extracellular region. NCBI's taxonomy places the organism in Eukaryota, Metazoa, Chordata, Actinopteri, Cypriniformes, Cyprinidae. The transcript has 12 exons. Gene Ontology annotation, molecular function: hydrolase activity.